Molecule: messenger RNA, 885 nt
Organism: Populus trichocarpa (black cottonwood)
Lineage: Eukaryota; Viridiplantae; Streptophyta; Magnoliopsida; Malpighiales; Salicaceae
Product: histone H2A
Exons: 2
Coding region: 196-645 (149 amino acids)
Cellular component (GO): nucleosome
Molecular function (GO): protein heterodimerization activity; DNA binding; structural constituent of chromatin
Source: RefSeq, a predicted model, not a curated record
AAAACAAUCCAACAGUAAGAAAUCGUCCAUCCAGAAAACCAAAAGGUUCUCUCCAUUUUUCUCUCACCAGGCAGGCCCCGUAUUUAUCUGCCCCCAACCCCAUCUAUGUCUCUCGCACAAAUCUAGGUUUCUAAUUGUCUGUGUUUACUGUGCCUGUGAGAGAGAGACUUCUAGCAAGUAGUCGUUGUAGUAGUGAUGGAGACUGGUGGAAAGGUGAAGAAAGGAGCAGCAGGGAGGAAAGGAGGCGGUCCAAAGAAGAAACCGGUGUCCCGCUCCGCCAAAGCCGGUCUUCAGUUCCCUGUUGGUCGGAUCGGUCGAUACUUGAAGAAAGGCCGUUACUCUCAACGUGUUGGAUCCGGAGCUCCCGUCUACCUUGCCGCUGUGCUUGAGUAUCUUGCUGCUGAGGUUUUAGAGCUAGCUGGAAAUGCAGCAAGGGAUAACAAGAAGAACAGGAUAAUACCAAGGCAUGUGUUGUUGGCUGUGAGGAAUGAUGAAGAACUUGGAAAGCUACUUGCAGGUGUGACCAUAGCUCAUGGCGGGGUGUUGCCUAACAUCAAUCCUGUUCUUUUGCCUAAGAAAACCGAAAAGGCAGCCAAAGAACCCAAGUCACCUUCCAAGGCCACCAAGUCCCCGAAGAAGGCUUAGCCACUCUACCCACCACUAGUGAUAGAGUAUUUAGUUUUAGCAGUCCUUCUUUCGACAUCUGCUUCCUCGUCUAUGUCUGUAAUUUGCUUUUGAUGUGCUUGCCCUGCUUGUAGGUAAAUCUUUUACUUUGUGUUUUUCUUUUCUAGGAUUUAUUUAGAUCCAUGGAGUUGGCUCUUUACCUCUACUCCGCCAUGUACAACAACAUCCUCGAAUGAAUGAAAUCAAUUGUUGUGUUCUAAA